AUGACCAUCAAGGAUAUGGACAAAGUGGCCAAAAAGAUAGUCACUCAUGACGACCUCUUAUUUGUGAUGAUGCUCUCAGUGGCUUUUGCUGGUUUGCACAGGACAGCAGAAAUUACUGUAGACCAUUCAAUGCUCUCAUUCUUCGAAACAACAAAUCUCGUGGUAACUCAAUGGAUCCCUCCUGGCUACUACAAUUAUGGUGGAAAGUAUCCCACAUGUGGUUGGUGGGCGGAUCAAUUGGUUGUGCAUUUUGGUACUACUCGAACGGGGCAUUCAUGUAGAGUUGGUGGGGCUCCCCACCUUUGCCCUUCAGGUGUCAGCAGGGAAGACCUCAAGGUCAUGGGUCAUUGGCAUAAUCAUGAAUCUUGUGAUAUCUAUGCUUGCAAAAAUCCAAUCUUGGCCGUCGUACCUCUUGCCCCACCAGCCUGGGAUCCCUUUACUGUCUUUCAAAUUGGCUCAACAAUACCAGCCUAUAAAGAGUAUGCUAAGAAUUUAUCAAUUGAAGAUAAAGUGAUUGCGAUGAUUGGUCCAGUUGUUCACUAG
This is a messenger RNA of Melampsora larici-populina 98AG31, 543 nucleotides long. RefSeq lists its product as uncharacterized. The record is from RefSeq and is a predicted model, not a curated record. The transcript is spliced from 4 exons. NCBI's taxonomy places the organism in Eukaryota, Fungi, Basidiomycota, Pucciniomycetes, Pucciniales, Melampsoraceae. Bases 1 to 543 code for a protein of 180 amino acids.